This is a messenger RNA of Homarus americanus (American lobster), 569 nucleotides long. Its product is annotated as CENPB DNA-binding domain-containing protein 1-like. NCBI's taxonomy places the organism in Eukaryota, Metazoa, Arthropoda, Malacostraca, Decapoda, Nephropidae. The transcript has 2 exons. Gene Ontology annotation, cellular component: nucleus. The record is from RefSeq and is a predicted model, not a curated record. Gene Ontology annotation, molecular function: DNA binding. The annotation marks the transcript as partial.
GGCCGCAACAUCAUCAACGCAGCUCAACCAGCCCUAGUUGUAGCAGCAGCAAGAAACAACGCAAGAGCAUUGAUUUGGAGGAGAAGCAGAAAAUAAUAAGACAGAGUGACGGCAGUAAAUCUGUGAAUUCUAUCGCACGUGAUUUCGGCAUGUCGCACUCUACGAUCACGGCGGUAAAAGGAUCAGCUUCACUGAAGGCAAGAAGAUUGACCAAGUAUCGAGAGGGGCCGAUAUCAAAUACGGAAAAGAUGCUGAUGACCUGGAUUGAAGACCAGACUCAAAAGCUAGUCCCACUCAGCACGCUAACCAUCACGGCCAAAGCAAAAAGUUUGUUCGAGAUGUUGAAGCAACAAGCAGGAGCCGACUACGACAGAGAGUUUUCCGCAAGCUCUGGCUGGUUUAAGCGCUUCAAACAUCGCUAUGGGCUUCAUAACGUCAAGAGGAUGCCCAAAAGGUCAUUCAUACACAAGGAGGCCAAGUCGAUGCCAGGCUUUAAGGCAUUCAAGGACCGAGUGACUGAUGUUGGGGGGAGGUUUAUCCAAGUUGAAACCUUUUGUGAUGUGGCAUAG